AGUGAUGUCGUGAUAAAAGUGAGAAUUUUAGAUUAAAAAGUUUUCAAUGAGAAGUAAUUAGUGGACGUCACCAACACGAACCGAUUAAGUACUGUGUGAAAAUUGAGAUUGUUAAUUUAUCUUUACGAUGUUUUGAAACAAAUUAUGCUAUAUAUGUGCCAAAACAGUGUGCUGUUUCCGUGUAAGGAAUUUCCUAAAUAAUGUCAAACGAUACGGAUUUGUUGAUAUCUAUUCCACGCUCCUGUUUGAAUGAGUUUUAUGCGAAAUAUCUUAACUUGGUUGAGACGUUUUACUAUGUCACACUCUCGGAAAAUAAGACAAUACGAUUCAAAGAUGAUAAUGUGUACUUCAAUGUUACGUUGAAUUUGAACACUGCUGAUGCUUCCAAUCCACGGGAUACCGUUGAGAGAAUUCAGAAAUAUGUGGAGUCAUCGCUUGGCUGGGCCGGGGAGCGGGGUGAGGACUCGAGCUACGACUCGGAGUGCGACGAGGAGGGCAGCCACCGCACCGCCUCCCGCACCCCCUCUGACACCCUCGCCGCGGAGUUCGCGGAGUACGUCACACUCACACCACAGCUCAAUCAGGCCAAGAUAGAGUUUGCAGUCAAACUGGGGUAUUCAGAGAGACUAGCGCGGACCGCCUUACAGAGACUGGGUCCGGACCCGCCACAGAAUGAACUGCUGGCCGAGCUGAUCAAGUUGGCUGCGAAGAGACCCCCUAGAGCACCUUCCCCGCAGCAGCAUGUGGAGCCCGAGCUGCCCACAGACCGAGCACCGUUACGGCAUAUAGUCAUUGAUGGCAGCAAUGUUGCUAUGAGUCAUGGCAACAAGCAAACGUUCUCGUGCAGAGGUAUCGAGAUAUGCGUCGACUGGUUCCGCGCUCGAGGACACAAGGACAUCAUAGUGUUUAUUCCAAAAUGGCGGAAGGAAGCCACGAGGCCGGAUAACCCAGUAGCUGACCGAGACGUAUUAGAACGGCUGGAGCGAGACAGAAUACUCGUGUACACACCGAGUAGAUUGUUUGGCGGGAAAAGACUAAUAUGCUACGACGACAGAUACAUACUCCGCCUAGCGGCAGACACAGAUGGCAUCGUCGUGUCUAACGACAACUACAGAGACCUCGUCACGGAGAAUCCCGAGUUCCGGAAAGUCGUCGAAGAACGCCUCCUCAUGUACUCCUUCGUAAACGACAGGUUCAUGCCCCCCGAUGACCCACUUGGACGAUCCGGGCCUACUUUGGACGCGUUUCUUCGAGCUCCUCCCUCAAAAACCGACCCUCCGCCCGCCUGCCCGUACGGCCGCAAGUGCACGUACGGCAACAAGUGUAAAUUCCACCACCCGGAGCGCGCGGGCAGACCGCACAAGUCCGUAGCCGAGAAGCUGUCUGAGCGCGCAGCGAGAAAGGCCCAUCUGCACACCCUCAGCUUACCGCCCGGGGGACGACCGACAGAUAACAAGAAGCCGCUAGCCCGAGCGCACUCAGCCACACCCCGACUCGCCGAUCCGACGCUAACCACGCACUUCGACCGAGCGCAGGUCCACCCUAAUCCAGGGCCGUCCCAAAUCCCCCCGGAUCCGAACCCGCAUCGGAAACUCGCUCGGCAACUGACUUUGAACCCGGCGUGCGAUCCGCGCCUGCACGCGGCGGCCGCUCGGGUGUCGUCGGCCCCGGUCGGCGCUGCGGCCGCUUUGAACCCGAAUCCAGGGAUGCCCAUCUCCCCGUGCGCGUCCGACAGUGCUCUCCAGCACUGGGAAGCGAGACACCGCAUGCACUUCCAUUUAACCGGCAUCUUCCCCGAGGCUCAAGUCACCGAGGCCAUGAUGAAAUACCCGGACGAAACAGACGCUCAAAAGAUGUGUGCGAUCAUACUGGACCGCUACAGACCUAGCGAGGCGCCGCUGAAUCGUCCGCCGCAUUGAUUCCAGCAGUUAUUUAGUCAGAACUUGACUUGAUCUGUAAAGUGAUGGCGUGAUCUGCGAAUUAUGCUCGGUUUCUCGCAGAAAUCGAGGUAUUAUAUUCCCAUGGUCAAGGAGGGGAAAACGCACACGGGCUGGUCUUUGUGAUCCAAUGUUCAUCAAACAUUUUCUGAUGCAAACUACGAGUAUAUUGGACGCUGAGAUGAACUUAACACUAUUAUAGUAAUGCUAAUAAUUUUGUUGUUUCUCAGGAUACUGGUAGUUUUGACGCAACUUGGCUAAGUCAUUGAUGACGUGGUAACAGAUUAGAAAAAUAGUUUCGACGACUCUUCUAGGCCGUAAUUUAUUAUUAGAGGAAAUCAUGAAUAUUCCUAACCACUAGAGUUCUUUACAUUCUCUAGAGCUAGACUACUUAAAAAAAAAUUAGUUCCUCGAGUUUUAAAUAUCAGGCUGGUCAUUCAUACAUGUUCCAAUGUCCACUUCUAAGAAGUGCGACAUUGAUAAUUUUGUAAUUAUAACGACUUAGAUUUAAGGAUGUACAAAAUGUAAUCAUUAUUGUAAGUUGAUUAUUAUUUAACACUCAUAUUUUUUGUUCCUUUAUCAACUUAUAUUUUUUAUAUUGUCUUAUGCUGGCACUUCACAUGGCUAUUUGUAUUUGCUAUUGGCUAUUUGUUUGACGUAUACACAAACAUGAAAAUAAAGGCAAAUACGGCCUUUCACAUGUGGUCGUCAAAUACCAAACUUUUACUUGAUUUUGUUUACUUGCCUAUUUGACUCU
Molecule: messenger RNA, 2694 nt
Organism: Aricia agestis (brown argus)
Lineage: Eukaryota; Metazoa; Arthropoda; Insecta; Lepidoptera; Lycaenidae
Gene: Regnase-1
Product: probable ribonuclease ZC3H12B
Exons: 4
Coding region: 201-1919 (572 amino acids)
Cellular component (GO): nucleus; cytoplasmic ribonucleoprotein granule
Molecular function (GO): metal ion binding; mRNA binding; RNA endonuclease activity
Source: RefSeq, a predicted model, not a curated record